GCCUGCUCCUGGCAUCUACGCUCCGCUGCGAGACGCCUCUGGCGCGCAUGAGCGCGAUCGCGGCGGAUGGCCGAACUCCCUACCAAGGCACGGUGAUCAGGCACAACGCCUUUGGCGCGCUUGUGGACAUCGGCUGCGAAUCUCCAGGCAUGGUCCUCUUAGGAAACGAGCUCGUCCAAGCGUCGCCAGAGCACACUGGCCCCGGCGCGGCA
Messenger RNA from Symbiodinium natans, 212 nucleotides. The record is from the annotation of a GenBank genome assembly. NCBI's taxonomy places the organism in Eukaryota, Dinophyceae, Suessiales, Symbiodiniaceae.